AUGUCUUCCGCUCAGAUGGCUUUGGAGUACCUGCUCGUCUACUGCACAUCGCAUGGACUGACAACCAUUGGCGAACCACCCCUGCCAAAGACAUACCAACCAGUCGGAGAAUCUCUCCUGCAGACUUCUCGCGCGAAUAAGCACUCCAAUUUAAAUUCGAAAGACGCUAUGCCCGUCUGGAUCGUACUUGUCUUUCUUACUCUAGCCACAUUGAAGUACUGUCUCUCUUUCGUUGUAUGGUAUGUUUAUCAGGUUAUCUCAACAGUUAUCAUUGUUGCGGACAGAAGAAUCAGAACCAUUGCAGCGGCUAGUGCGCACAAACACCCUGAGUCUCACCGUGCUCGGCUCGAUAGCUUGGUCCAGAGAAUGCGAGUCAUCAACCGGUUCAAAGCAGCUGGAGCUCAUCGACUCAGAGGAGUCUCAGUUGGCGAGGUCCGCCUGGAUCUCAAGCGGAGAGAUACGAUGAAAGAAAGCGGACCAGCUGCCAAGCCCAGCAAAAGCGCGGUGAUGAACACCUGGGAUCGCAUUACUAGCUACGCUUGCUUUCGAGGAUUCAUCGGUUACCUAUACAUGGCCGUUCCCCAGUGGUAUUUUGGGAUGAUAUGUGAUUUCUUCUUAUCAGGACAGCCUAGCGAGCUCAGCCUCGGCUAUGGGACGACAUCUAUCAUUCUCGCAACAAUGUGGGGCCCCGGACUUGCAACAUGGACGCAUUAUACAAUAACGCCCCCCUAG
This is a messenger RNA of Letharia columbiana, 732 nucleotides long. RefSeq lists its product as uncharacterized. The transcript has 2 exons. Lineage: Eukaryota; Fungi; Ascomycota; Lecanoromycetes; Lecanorales; Parmeliaceae. The record is from RefSeq and is a predicted model, not a curated record. The coding region runs from base 1 to 732 and encodes 243 amino acids.